AUGUCUUUGAACGAAGCAACCCGAUUCGACAUCAUGAACGCUCAGCGAUUUGAGAUUUCCAGACGCAGGUCUUUGCCUGAAACACCUGUGAUCAGCCUCACCCAAGAUCCGUUGGACCCGGAACCUUCCCAUUUCCUUAAAAUUGAGACCUCGCGCGAUAGCCUCAUGGAUGCACAGCGUUACCACCAUUCCAAACGCACCAGCAAAUCUUUCAGCACAAACGGUAGCAAGUCACCCAACUCACAAGCCACUUUGACUUCCGUGAUCGACCCAGAGGCAGUUAUUGAACGCCUGCUGCUUGAGGCUGAACGUAUGAAGAUGUUGGAUGCUCAGAGGUGCGACCCUCGAUCAAGGACUUCUUACUGGACCUUUCAGUCACCGGAGCCUUUUGAAUCUGAAUGCGUCACAACCGGACCGAACCCUGACACUCUCGAGAACCGCGACGAUAGCGAUUCCGGGUCAUCCUACGGCUCUGCUUCGGAUUCUCCUUCUGGUUACUCAUUUUCUCCUGACCGUUCUGAGGUGGCGGAAAGUAUCAGUGACGCCGCGUCAUCGAUUCGGUUCGCUGAACAAAGGCCGCCCAAGGAGCCUGAGGCUUCAAGACUGGCUUGCAGUUGGAGGACAGGCCACACAGUAACCACUCGAACUAUUAUCCACCCCGUUGCUCGGAAGACUGGGUCGUCAAAACCGACAACUCCCCUUUUCACGCCUCCGACCUCCCGUGCUGUUUCGCCUAAAAGUUCUCGAGCUAUUCUGCGUUCAUUAACCUGUGUGUCUGAUGAACAUAUUGAUACAUUGGGCUCAAGAGGCAAGAGCUCACUCCACCCCCCAGCUGGUGAAUCUCUGGCAAUUUUUGUAACUCAGCAGGUCGAACGCCCCCUUUCGGACGAAGAUCGAGAGAGGGAGCAGUUAUGGCGGGAAGCAAUGUGCUCCUUGCACUUUGGUGGUGACUGGGAGCAAAUGAACAAGCGGUUCCCGCCCGGCCAUCCUCGUUGGUGA
Molecule: messenger RNA, 999 nt
Organism: Lentinula edodes (shiitake mushroom)
Lineage: Eukaryota; Fungi; Basidiomycota; Agaricomycetes; Agaricales; Omphalotaceae
Exons: 4
Coding region: 1-999 (332 amino acids)
Source: RefSeq, a predicted model, not a curated record